Molecule: messenger RNA, 753 nt
Organism: Bacidia gigantensis
Lineage: Eukaryota; Fungi; Ascomycota; Lecanoromycetes; Lecanorales; Ramalinaceae
Exons: 5
Coding region: 1-753 (250 amino acids)
Biological process (GO): mRNA export from nucleus
Cellular component (GO): nucleus
Molecular function (GO): mRNA binding
Source: RefSeq, a predicted model, not a curated record
AUGUCUGGAAAACUCGAUCAGUCUCUGGACCAAAUUCUCAGCGACCGUAAAACUACAAAUAGAGGCCGUGGACGCGGCCGCCGUGUUGGAAAUCGAGCGGCGAAAGUCACCAGCGCUGCUCCUGCAGGAGGAAUUCAGAAGAAGACCAGAGCUGGUCGACCUGCAGCUGCCACUACAAUAACAAAUGGAAAAGCGCCAGCAGCAGGCGACACUAAGAUCAUCGUGAGCAACUUGCCUUCCGAUGUAAGCGAAGCCCAAAUAAAGGAAUAUUUCACCAAAUCAGUGGCGCCAGUGAAGCGCGCAAUGCUCACCUAUGGCCCCAAUGGUGUCAGCCGUGGCGUUGCCACUAUUAUUUUCAGCAAGCCUGGUAGCGCCAACGAUGCGCUUCUCAAACUCAAUGGCAUGCUCGUCGACAAACGUCCAAUGAAGAUUGAGGUCGUUCUUGACGCAGCCAAGGCCACACAACAAGGCUCUAAGGCUCUUAGUGACCGUAUGACACAACCAAAGUCUGCUGCUCCCAAAGCAACAACCAACAGCACUGCCACUCGCGGAGGAAAAGUUGCAGGUGGACGGGGCGGUCGUCGCGGUCGCAACGCUGGACGUCCAAAGGCCAAGACCGCCGAUGAACUUGAUGCCGAGAUGGCGGACUACUUUGACCCCAAUGCCCCUAAUGAGAAUGCGCCUGCCACCAAUGGCACGGCUCAACCAGUGACAAAUGGAGGAGAGGACCUCGGUAUGGAUGAGAUCUCUUAA